CACAGUCGGCAAAAAAAGACAUUUUUCUUGGGAGCUGAACAAAGGCUGAAGGACUGGCAUAACAAGGAGGCUAUCAGGAGGGACGCGCAGCGCGUAGGAAAUGGAGAACAGGGGAAGCCUUACCCCAUGACCGAUGCCGAGAGAGUGGACCAGGCAUACCGGGAAAACGGAUUUAACAUCUACGUCAGUGAUAAAAUCUCCCUGAAUCGCUCUCUCCCCGAUAUCCGGCACCCAAACUGCAACAGCAAGCUCUACCUGGAGACGCUUCCCAACACCAGCAUCAUCAUCCCUUUCCACAACGAGGGCUGGUCCUCACUGCUGCGCACCGUUCACAGCGUGCUCAACCGCUCGCCCCCAGAACUUGUGGCGGAGAUCGUGUUGGUCGAUGACUUCAGUGACCGAGAACACCUGAAGAAGCCACUGGAAGACUACAUGGCCCUUUUCCCCAGCGUGAGGAUUCUCCGGACAAAGAAACGGGAAGGCCUGAUAAGGACCCGAAUGCUGGGGGCUUCGGCCGCCACCGGAGACGUCAUCACAUUCUUAGAUUCACACUGUGAAGCCAACGUCAACUGGCUCCCCCCUUUGCUUGACCGCAUCGCUCGGAACCGAAAGACCAUCGUGUGCCCAAUGAUUGACGUCAUCGACCAUGAUGACUUCCGGUACGAGACACAAGCCGGGGACGCCAUGCGGGGUGCCUUCGACUGGGAAAUGUAUUACAAACGAAUCCCAAUCCCUCCAGAGCUGCAGAAGGCGGACCCUAGUGACCCAUUUGAGUCUCCUGUGAUGGCCGGAGGGCUGUUCGCUGUGGAUCGGAAGUGGUUCUGGGAGUUGGGCGGAUACGACCCUGGCUUGGAGAUCUGGGGAGGGGAGCAGUAUGAGAUCUCCUUCAAGGUGUGGAUGUGUGGGGGCCGCAUGGAAGACAUCCCCUGCUCCAGAGUGGGCCACAUCUACAGGAAGUAUGUGCCCUACAAGGUCCCUGCCGGAGUCAGCCUGGCCAGGAACCUGAAGAGAGUGGCUGAGGUGUGGAUGGAUGAGUAUGCGGAAUACAUCUACCAGCGCAGACCGGAGUACCGCCACCUCUCAGCUGGAGACGUCGUGGCCCAGAAAAAACUCCGAGGCGCCCUCAACUGUAAGAGCUUCAAGUGGUUUAUGACCAAAAUUGCCUGGGACCUGCCCAAGUUCUACCCACCUGUGGAACCCCCGGCUGCGGCCUGGGGGGAGAUUCGCAAUGUGGGCACAGGACUGUGCACAGACACGAAGCACGGCACGUUAGGCUCCCCGUUGAGGCUCGAGACCUGCAUUCGGGGCCGUGGGGAGGCUGCCUGGAACAGCAUGCAGGUCUUCACCUUCACCUGGCGGGAGGACAUCCGGCCUGGAGACCCUCAGCACACCAAGAAGUUCUGCUUCGACGCUGUCUCCCACACCAGCCCAGUCACCCUCUAUGACUGCCACAGCAUGAAGGGCAACCAGCUGUGGAAAUACCGCAAGGACAAGACCCUGUACCACCCUGUUAGCGGCAGCUGCAUGGACUGCAGCGAAAGCGACCACAGGAUCUUCAUGAACACCUGCAAUCCCUCCUCCCUCACCCAGCAGUGGUUCUUUGAACAUACCAACUCCACGGUCUUAGAACAUUUCAACAGAAACUGAGUCCUUAGACCUCCUUGACAAGCCCCUCAGGUUGCUGUGGCACUCAUAGACCUUCCUCCUGUGGAAGAAGAGGCAUCCGUUGGCACCAAGGUGCUGGGCCAAAUGGCUUGGGACACAGGGUUCUUGAAGUCCUUGUGUGGUGGGGCCAUGGGGAGAAGAGACCGCACGAACAGCUCUCCAAGAAGGUAGAGCCUGCUUACAUCGUAGCAGAGUUCAGCAGCCUGUCAGCAUGGUCUCCUAAAGGUUAGGGUUGAACCAGAAAAUCAGUCCUACGAGGUUGCCUAGCCCUUGGGCUACUGCCAGACAUGACAGUGCCCUAGAAGGAAAGGUGGUAUUGGCCUUGGGACAAAUUUUAAGCCUGUGUGCUAGCUACUGGCAAGGAUGUCUGCCCGUGCUGAGGGGAGGCUGCCAGUACUGCCCGGCUUCUGUGUUGGUCCAGGGCACUGAGAGCCCACUGGGACCUCAAGAGUGCUCUGUAGCUAGCGCCGGCCAGCAACCAGACAAGGAGCUUCUUUCUCUGCAGCCAAAUGUAUGGGGUGUCUUCCCUGGCUCUCCGGGUAUUUCAGAUGCCCGUUCUAGUUACAGGGCUAUCCGGGUACCAGGUUUUCGGGGCUGGUUUAGCUGACUCAGUAGACCUCCAGACCAAACAGCUCCCAGCCAAUGCUUCCAAAGCCCUUUCUCUGUGCUUUCCUUGGCGGCUCCCCUGCCUUGGAGAGGAACGGGUGCUGCGAGAUGCUCACCUCCAGAGUUCCCCUGGGGGUGGCGGCUUCCCCCAGAUAAUGACCGUUGUGGUUCCAACCUCACAGAACCCUGGAGUUUCUGAAAAGUGCUGCAAACAAGGAUGAGCCAUGGCAUGCGUGGGCACAGAGCGCAAGCAUCCAGGUGUCAGGCAACCCCUCACCCGAGCGGAGGCAGUGGGGCACCGGAAGCUUUGGUACAACCCAGUGCCCUGUGAGGAGUGAGGACGUCAUGAGCUAUUGUUCCCCUUUAACCCCAUGUCUCAAAUGAGAACUCACCCUCCAAGGAUGUGGUUACUUGACCUUGUCAUUUGCCAGUGAAGUAACUGAGAUGUGGUCCUGGGGACAAUGCCCUGCCUUAGAGAUGCUGGGAUCAGGGUCAUCCAGUCCCCAGGUCGGCCAGAUGGCUGGUGUAGAGUCACCUCCAUGCAAUCCCUGCGCUGUCACAGCUCCCUUAUGGAUUCCUAGUGUCUUUUUCCAUAUGAGCAUUCUACCUGACAAAUGACCGGCUGGGAAGGAGUCAGAGGGGUGGGGGGUGAGCAUCUAGAAUCCAGUGGGGACACGUGUUGCAGCCAAGGGGAGUCGAGUCCUCGGAGAGCAAUGCGGCCUCGUUUCAAUAAAAACCGUGCCUUUUACAAAGAGAAAAUGCAGUCGAGCAGCUGACUCCCUAAACUUGAACCACUUCUUAGUGCCUUGCUAGACAGACGGGCGGGGGGAAGGGGUGCUUACGCAGGUCCUAUGAGCAGACUGGGUGUCUUUAUAUCUGACUUCAAGCAGAAAGUGCUAGGCUUGGAGCAGAACUGAGACCCAGAGGCCCCCCACAGUAGGGAAACUGCCUAUCUGUGCAGCCCUCCCUGAGACUGGACAGCUCUAGUAGCCUACAAGUUCUAGAGACCUGACAACCCUGUGGGUAGGAGGUGCUGAUCCCCCCAGAAGUGCUCUGCCCGUCCCUCGCUAUCAGGGGUGAGCUGUAUUUCCAGGUGAUGUUAAGCCGGUGAUUAAAGCAGAUGCUGCCACAAGCCAUCCCUGGCCUUGCUUGCCCCAUUCAUUUCCAUUCUCAUCUGGUUCGCCCCCUCCUCCAGUGGUCACUUCCUCUGAGCUCACCUCAGCAUCUGUGACUGCUGGACCUUAAAGCAUAAGCCUUGAGGAGGCGUCACAGGAAGGACCAGGCGGGCUUAGUGGCUGGCUACAGAUACUUCAAUCCCCACCUUGUUUUGGCUUCGGGUGUGGAAACCCUUGUCCAGAAGAGUCAGGUUUCUACUCUGCACAGGCAGAAAGGCCUGUGGACACGCCACAGCCAAGAAACAAGCCAGGCAGCUGGCCUCUCUUCCUCCAAAGCUUUACUUCAAGGCUAAGACUGCAAAACAAAAUACGGUUAGAAAGACACCUCCCAAAUGUUCCAGAAACAUUUUUGGAAUGCAGUGUCCUUGCUACGAGGCCUUUGUGUGGCAAGCUGUCCUACCCUGUCCUGCCAACUGGGGUGUCUGGCUUUAAAAGCAUCCGGCAAUGGUGGACCUUCGGUUGUGGCGGGAGCUGCUCUGAUGGGCAAGCCUAGUGGAUUCCCAGAGUCAGCACCACGACUCCCCUUCAGUCCUUCCUGUCACGCUUCUCCCUGCGUGUAGCCGAGAAGCGGUGGUGUGUUUAUCUAAAGACAGGCAGUGGGAAAGGGACAAGGAGUGCAGUUCCACCCUGCAUCCGGUCAACACUUGCUGCUGGUGCUUUCUACGACAAAUCCUAUCAUAUUUUGGUUUAAGGUUUUGAUGAUGAAUCAGGGCCCUGCUGCCCCCAUUGGGUGAGAGUAGUAGCUGUUUCGAGAUCUUAACAGGUUCCACUCUGCUCCGACGGGAAGGCUGGGGUCCCCGGAAGGGGGCUGUAGGCAGGGAAGCUGGGCACUGAGACACGGUUCCGUGGGGGAAGCCCAAGACCACCCACCUCUCCUGGAAGAGUGAGCUCUGUAAAAGAUGACUUACCAUGUUCAGUUGUGACUGUGAUUGUUCAAUAAACCUCCAGAGUUUCUCUAAA
Rattus rattus (black rat) is the source of this 4406-nucleotide messenger RNA. RefSeq names its product polypeptide N-acetylgalactosaminyltransferase 10 (gene Galnt10). The transcript is spliced from 11 exons. Lineage: Eukaryota; Metazoa; Chordata; Mammalia; Rodentia; Muridae. Bases 127 to 1647 code for a protein of 506 amino acids. The record is from RefSeq and is a predicted model, not a curated record. Gene Ontology annotation, cellular component: Golgi apparatus.